This is a messenger RNA of Cinara cedri, 37736 nucleotides long. Lineage: Eukaryota; Metazoa; Arthropoda; Insecta; Hemiptera; Aphididae. The record is from the annotation of a GenBank genome assembly.
GACUUUGACCGUUACGCACGUUUAACCGCCGUGUUCGCCGCGCUCAUUAAUCGCUCGCAACAGACCGCGCGCGUUCGAUCCGUCGGUCGAUCAAUCGAUCGCCAGACACCGCGCCCGCCAGUACACCGUAUUUAUAACGCGCGUACACACUCUGUUGCCGGCGCGCCCGUGAAAAUGGCUUCGCGGAUACCGUCCAAAGAACCGACGCUGGCCACCACAAUCGUCGCCUGUCUGGUGGGCACCAUGGCCUGGAUCCUGAUCGCCUCCAUUUACGUGGGCGCCGAGGCCGGCCAGCCGCAGUUCGCCCUGAGCGUUUUCGCGGCCGUUGCCGUGUGCACGGUCGGUCUCGCGGGCCUGGUGUACGCGGCCCACCAACAGUUCGUGGCCAAGGAGAACCUGUUCUCCGACCGCCGCGACGCGUUCGACUACCGGACGGCGGGCCAAUGGGCAGGUACAGUAUUAUUAAUAAGUUUCGCUAACCCUAUUUAUAAUGUAACAUGAGUACCGUGUAAGUGCAUAUAGUAAUAAUAAGUCGUGGGUCGAAAUGCGUUAAAAAAAAAACAAAAAAAAAAACGAAUUAUAGCGAUCGAAAAGGAUUAAAAAUAUAUGUACGUAUAAUUGUGGGCGUGGCGAUGUGGAGAACAGAGGAAAAUGAAACGCGGAGUACAAGUUAUCGGAAUACGCACAAUGGCGCGUUAGAUUUUCGAAAAUAAUUCAAAGCUGUCGUCCGUGUAGAAUGCACCGGAAACGCCGAGGAAUAGUUCGACGUAUUGAUUACGGUUCGAGGCGGGGAGGGGGGGANNGGGGGGGGGGGGGGGGGGGGGGGGGGGGGGGGGGUUCCCGUACGGGGUCCGGUUUUAAAAUUACCGAUUCCCGCGUACACUAGAGUCGAGUCCGGUAGAGAGGAGACGGUUUUACGAUUUUCCGGUCGCCACGGACCCUCCCGUUUCGAAAACUCCCGGGCCCGUCACCGAACUCGCACGCGUGCCAGACCAUUAAAACGCUCUCGACGGUAGGAACAGCCGUCCGUGACCAUGGACCGCCGCGAAUAAAUCGGUCGUCAACGUUCUACGGACACGGCGAUAGACACUAUUCCGAUCGGAAAAUAAUAACCGACGGCCGCCCGAUACGACAAAAACGCAAAGGCGGAAGACGGCGUAUCGCCGUGAACGAGACACGAGAAAAAAAAAUCGUAUCGGAGUCUCCCGGUAGUACAGGCGCCGUAUAACGCGACACACCGCGGUCUAUACGGGCACGAUGACCAACAGUCGUCGAUUCCGCAAGGUCGGGAAACGAUUUUUUUUUUUUUUUUGCUUUACCUCGGUUGGGUUAAACAUAAUUGUCUUCUUUUAAAUUCUGAGAAGAACGUAUCGGUAUUACAAAGAUGUUUAUUGAUUUUAUUUUACGCGAACGCUUUCACUACCCUGUUCGGAGAGGAAAUUCCCUCGGGAUGGUACUUUAGGGAGGUAAUUUAUCGAUUUUCUCGGGAGUUUUCCGAUCAAACGUGAAAAACCGAAAAACAAGUAGUGGGCUAACCUAGCACACACCCCGAAAUGUCUUCUUUCGCCACAUUUUUUUUUUUUUUUUUUGUAAAUCAAGUUUUACGCUCAACAACAUAAUAGCGUCGUAUACCGCAGCUCAAAAUAAAAUGUAAUUUCAUCAACGACCGUUUAUUCGGCAAUGAUUAUAGUCAUUUAGUACUGUGCUUAAUAAUAAUACGAUGUGCUACCCCCUAUCUAGGAAACCGUUACAAACAAAACCCCUACCGAAAGAAAAAUCCCGCGUGCGCCACUGCAGUGUACCUGUAUAACAUCGUUCGAAAUGCAUUCCUAACCCGUGCGCAGUCUUAUUCGUCGACAAAUUCGUAAUCUGUUCGCGGUUAUAGAAUCCGUUGACGAGAUAUUCCACUAUUGAGUUUGGGUCGGGGGAGAGCGGCGUUGCAUUAUUAACACGCCGCGCGCCGUACGGCCACACGAAUGAUAUUCGACUUAAUACUCUCCUCCGACGAAAACUCAAAAGUGGAAUAUCUCGUCAAUGUGGAAUAUGCAUCUUGAUCCUCGUAACUCGGCCGAAAUAUACGCAUUUCGACAUUAUAGAUUACUCGUUUUCUUUUUUUUGUAUUUUCAAGUCGAUGAAUGGGUGGGGGGAUAUAACCUCUAACCGCCCCUGCGCACGCCACUGCCCGAAGUCGACGGUCGGCGCGCGUGAUUUACGGUAGAAAAAUCCCACGGAACCAAUUGACGUUAAUUAACAAAUAACGCGCGUCACGUCACCGUUUCGCAGUAAAUUCUAUGCGCACAGUUUUCAUAAUUUUAAUCUUCGGAGAGGUAAAAAGAAAUUAAAAAUAAAAAACCGAAAAUCCUCGGGUGACGAUUAACGUCGGUUGUCGUAAGGUUGACGCUCCUCGUCAUCGCCGCGGAAUAAUAUUACCGGAUAAUAUUUAUUUAUUUAUUUUUUUUUUUUUUUUUUGCUAUAAAUUAUGUCACGCGUAAAACGAAAGGCCGCGAAAUGGAUUAACGCAAUUAACGCAGUAAACGGAUAAACCUAUAAAAAGAAAAAAAUGUAAUCAACGACCGUUUGGUUACGCGGCGACUUUUACGAGCGUUGUAAAACCGUCGUCUCGCACAGACACCGCCGUUAAUCGCGGCGGCGUUAAGUAUACGCGAUAAUUAUAUUUUUUUAUUAAAUUCCCAAGACGAAAUCCUCAGAUUUGUCGACGUUUCCGGUCGGGUCCUCACCGGAACGAUAACGUCUUCAGCCGCCGCGCCGCGGCUGUAAUAAACCCGUACGCAACGACUCUACACCGGUGUUUCUCGACCCGGGAUGCGCGGCCCCUUUGAUGGGCGGCCGAUUAAUUAUUUACGGACACCGAAAAUACAAAAUAUCGGACCGCCGUAGGGAAAAAACACACAUCCCGGGUGAUCCGUGUAAGUGGGUACACUCGUUUUUACCUCGGAAAGUGUUAACUUUUUUGGGAAUCGGUUUUCUAGAACAUUGAAGAAACAAGCUGCUCCAGAAUAUUCAUAUUUCUGUUGUUUUUUGUCGUCCUAAAUGUCGAGGGUAAAAGCACUACUUACUUUUGAUUCUCAAACGGCAACCUAUAUUUAAAAGUCCAUAAAUAGACGGAGUAGUAGUUAAAAUAAAUUUUAGUGUCGAAAUUUUUGAUCCCCGUCAAUCCGUUUACGAGAUAUUCCACUUUUAAGUUUGGAUUUUAGAAGAGUAGUGGUGUAUUAUUAACACCACACUCCAACCCAUACUUAAAAGUGUUAUAUCUCGUAAACGAAUUGAUGGGGAUCAAAAAUUUCGACACUAAAAUUUAUUUUAACUAAUACUCAAUCUAUUUAUGGAAUUUUUUACUAUAGAUUUGAGAAUCAAAAGUAGGUAAUGGUUUUGACCUUAAAAGUAAGGGUGAAAAACAAUAACAUAAAUUUAAAAUUGUAGAGCAGCUUGUUUCUUAAAUUUUCUAUAGAAAUCAAAUUCCGGAAAAGGUUAAUAAUUUCCGAGAUAACGAGUGUACCCACUUAAAGGGAUCGCCUGGUUUAGGGGUAGUUAAAAAAUCGAAUAUUCAUUGUUCUCGCAACAGUAAAAAGUUGGAGAAACACUGAUCUAAACGACACCGCACUUCGCUCCCUUGAAGCAAAUCGAAAUAUUAUUUCUUCCCUCCUUUGAGGAAUCUCUACGGGCACCUUGACUUGCAGCUCGCGCGAUGAUGAUUUUUUUCAGAUUUCCCUCCCCUACACCACCGUCACACGCUAAGUUCUAUCCCCUGUUAACGACUACUAUCCCUUCUUUCCCCCGUAUAUAAUAUGGAUCGCGCUGUCGUUAGUUACAAAAAAAAAACGAUUCUGAGCUGAGUUUAGUUUUACGUGUUUUGAAAGGCCAUAAUAUUUACGAUUCGGAAAUAAUAUACAUUUCGUAAAUUCUCCCAUUAUUUCCGUUUAUUAUUAAAACCCCUGAGAAAAUCAAAAAUUAACUAAAAUUUCGUUCCAUUCAGAAUCUGAAAGUAAAUGAUUCACUGAAAAUUUCAGGUCACUAUAGGAUUACUUUUAAUUGAAUUACAAAAUAAAAAUUUCGAAAAUAUGGCAUUUUCCCGUUUUUUCCCAAUUAUACUGAGAAAAAUACAAUGAAAGUGAAAAAUGAUUUUCUCGACAUUUCAACUGUAGACGCGAUUCGUUAAUUGUCGCAUUAGCAAGAUUUCCACUAGAAAAAUUGCAAAAAGGCACCAAAAAAAAAACACUCGUGAGCACCAGAGCUACAGACUAUAGAUAGAAUCCAAUUUCCUCCUACUCCUCCUCUCCCGUCUAUUUUGUAGAAUAGAAUUAUUAUACUUUGCGAAAUUAUAAAUAACGGUCGAUACUAUAAUAACACGACCCCUAUAUUGCUGUAGGUACUACAAUAUUUAUAAUAUUAUACUACUUUCGGAAAAAAAAAAAAAAAAAAACAACUAUGAAAUGCUAUCAUUAGAAUGUUAUGAGGGCGACUGAAAGUUGAAACAUCCUCUACACUGACACCGUGCAUAUUAUACAAAAUGGCAUACGUUUAACGAGUCCUCGGGGGCCGAGCUCAAAACUAAAAAUCACCCUCCACGCCGGAAAACAACACGGUUAAAUUCUCAUAUAUUGAAAUUCAAUCAGACUUUUAUCACUUCGAUUCGCCUGCACCAAACAAAUCUCAUUACCGAGUUUGAAGUAAUUUGGUCUACUGCAGAGGGAGCCGCUAUAAAUAGUGGCGCGCAAAAAUAACGGGGCAUAACCGGGAAUAGAUUUCGGGGAAAAUUCGACAAAAAAAGUCGCAUAGUAAAGCCAAUAAAUUUAUCGCAGUACGUUCGCAGAAUCUAAAAAGUACUCAUCGUCGGAUAAAAUCUAAUUUGAAAAAAGUACUAAAAAAAAAAACCUUAUAUAUACUGUUCUGUUCAGAUUAAUAUAAAAAUAUAAUAAACGCCUUUACGCCUAAAGGUGUGGGUACACAUUGUCGUAUAAAGGCCGAAAAUUGUUUGCUAUAAAGUAUGAACACGGAUUUAACGAUGUUUACGGUACGCGUACAUAAUAUUAAAUUUUGUUUAUUUUUUGUUCGGCACGUUUUGUAACUUAUUUUUGUUUUAUUAUUUCAUCCGAGGUAACCCGUAAAUCCACGAAAAUAAUUAGAUUUCCGCACUAAAAACCAAUAACCCUGUGUCAGCCCUCGGCAACAUUUGGGGGCUGAAUUCGGGGGAAAGUGAUCCGUUCCCAAUAUGUUAUUCCCGAUCCAUAAUCGCAUAUGUUAAGCAAAGUUUCAGCUCGAUCCGUACGGUAGUGUUGGCGUAACAAACCGUCCGCCAAAGUCGACAAAACAUAAAUCGCAUCGUAACAUAUUCGCCAUGCGAAGUGAAACAGUGGCGUGCAUGUUGGUCUCGAUUUCUGGUGUUGCAGUGAAUUAUCUGAUUUCCCCGACCCGCCGAUACUCCAACUCGUUCGGUAUAUCCUCGCCGAAUAAAUAAUGUCCACCCAUGGCAAAUUUUUUUUUUUAAUCAAAAAUCACUUUAGCAGUUAUUAAAUGUUAAGUACGCGGGGUGAACGUAACAGUGGACAAUAAACGCUUAUUACCCUGUAAUAAAGGCGUAGCCAGAAGGAGGUUGAGGAGGCUACAGUCCCCCUCAUUUACUGUGUUUGUUUUAGUCUACAGCUGUUAAUACUUGAUAACCGAAUUAUCAUAACGUUAUAAAACAAAUCGAUAAAUUUAAAUAACCAUUAUAAAAUGUUGAUCUUAUGUAAUUAACACCGUUAUCAGUGAUCAUUAUUAAAAAUGUAAUCGUAAAAAAACAUUGUUAACAAGCGACCGGUGCCGCGUCCCUGAAAUGAAGCAAUAUCGGUUUUUCAAUAAUGUUUAUUAUCUUUUUCCUGUGCACAACUGUUCCAGUAGAAAUGUUGCUCCGAUUGUCAGGUGUAGCGCUUUUUCUGAAAGGAUCGAGGUGGUACUUUAGCGAGGUAAUUUUUCGAUUUUCCCGGGGUAUUGCAUAGCAAAUGGGAAAAAAGUAGAAAAAACGGAAACAUUUACGGAAUGUAUUAUUUUCAAACCGUUAAUAUUACGGCCUUUCGAAACACGUGUAUCACCGAAUCCCGUUCAGAAUCGGUUUCCGUUCGAUCGUCGCGUACAGAUGUACGUACAAAAUUCUCCUCGGUACCCUUUCCAACUUCUCACCAACAAACAGUGGCCCGCCCAUCGAGCAAAGUAUGUCCGUUUGUUUUUUGUACACGUCACGCGCGGUCAUCCGACGAUUGGCCAAACAGAUUCACUGUCGAGUGAGGGGGGGGGGGAGGGGGCCUCGUUUUUAUCGCCGUAAACCGACGAGACGGCAGUGUUGCGAAAUACAAUUAUUAUUAUUUUUCUUCUCUCUUUGUAAUAAAAACUUUAAAAAGCGUAUUCAUUAUAAUAUGCGCAACAAUAUUUAUUUAUCGCCUUCGGAAACGAACCGUCGGAAUAUAAUAUCCAAGGAAAACAUAAUUUUUAAUCGUAAUUUAUUAUUAUUGUUAUUAUUUUAAUGUUUUUUUUAUUAAACGUUAUCGCGAUAACGCCGCGUUUUAAUUAAACUCGCAGCCAGCGACUGUAAUUACUUUUUCUUAUCGACUGCGCCGGGAAACCGUUAUUCAUAUCGAUGUUCCGUAUUAUAUUUCUCUUCCAACAAUAAUUUUAUGCUAAAACGGUGCGCAUUAUGUAUUAUAAUUGUGUACACAGUAUUUAUGGCGGGUGUUCUGGCCGUCAGUCGUACGGUAAUAUUGUCGGGAGAGUUAACAAACUAAUCGUUUUCCAUAAAUUUCGCAAACUUUUCGGGAGGGCCGAACGCGUUAAAUUAUAUUUUAAUCGAAAUCUAAGAAAACCCGUCUACUAUCGUAAUGUUAUUGUGCGUCGACGCGAAAAAAUAUUAUUGCGAAAUAAUUCACCGAGCCCCCUCCCCUCCCGCCCGCGAGUUUAUCCGACGGGACACGCGAUCAAAUACGUUUAGUAGGUGCACGUAAUGUCAUUACGGGCCAGGUCGGAGGCGCGGAUUAACGUGAAUAGUAAUUGAUUUACUAUCGAUAGAGUUUAGUCAAUUGAUAACAGAUUCAACGCGGCAAAAGACCGUGUCGUAUCAAUUAUGACGUCAAUUAUUACAAAAGAAAAAAAAAACGUAAAACGUAAAACGGGAAAAUGCGAUUUCAAAUCGAUGUUUAUUCCGCGUGAUUUUCUUGACGAAUGCGAAAUUCACACGAUAUUGUACUGGCAGACUUACAAUGUAUUCGUGGUUGAAUUUUUUUUGUCAACGACCUACCAAGAUAGGGUACCUCUGCCUAUAGACCGGAAGAAAAAUCAUCGGGGAAAAUUCCUGGUCACGGGUGUCGAUUCCGUUCUAAACACUGUUAUUAAAUUUCAUAAAAUGAAAUAAAAUUUGUUUCGAGUCCGCAAAAUAUUCCAAUGUUUCACGAUAUCGCGCGCGACGACCACCGUUGUUUUACGGGGUCGCGUAUAGGCAAAUCGACCGGCUCAAAAAAUAUUCGGAUUCGCUUAAAACGGAAUUUUAAAAAUGUUCCCUGUUCACUCUGUUUAGUAGGCAUCGGAAUUAUUUAUUGUGUGACCGUGACGUUUGUACUCGCGCGAACCAAACGAAAAUCUAACCCUACAAAGCGAUUUUAAAAGUUUUACUCGUCACCCGUGAAAAUGUCUGCAACAUUUUCAUCCGUAGCGUUAAAGAUUUUAAAAAAGAUAUUUUUUUACAAUUAAUAGUAAACAAAAAAAAAAAGAAAACCGGUAACGACUUUGUUUUACGGAGUUACACCACAUGUAGUUUAGCGUAAUGAUCUGCCGACGAAUUCGGCGGAAAAGAAUAUAAAAGAAUAUUGCGUUAGAUUGGUUACUAUAAUACGAAUGGAAAUUUUAAUAUUAUAUUACAAUACCUUAAAACGUAUUUUUUUUUUUUUUUUUUUUUUUUUUUUACCCACGACACAACAUUAACAAUAGUGUUUGGCUGUUGAUAAAAACGAACGCCACACCGAAUUUUCGUCUCCAACCCGGCUCUCGGUGUUAAUGUCCUAUGACGUACGUACAUUACACCAUGGUAGUGUACGUAAACACAUCAUUACAACAUGUUCGUACGCGUGUUAACAUUUGCAUCAUAUUGUGACGACGCGGAAUAUUAAUUCACACGAAAUUGUUUCAGUUGUCACCGGCGCCACUGACGGAAUCGGCAAGGCCUAUGCCCGGCAGGUCAGUAACGGCGACAGCAGCACUACCGGCGGUCAACACCGUCACGGCGAUUAACGUUUCUGUUAUCACGCCAAACACUAACACAGCAUAAUAUGCGUAUAGUUACGGUUGUACACAACAGCAGUGAUUACGCAUAAAACAUUACAAUAUAAUAUAAUACAAUCGUAGUUUAUACACACACACACACACAUAUAUAUAUAUAUAUAUACAUAUAAGUAAAAUAACAUUAACCUCGAUAGUAUAUUAUCUAUGCACGUAGAGGCGGCGGCGGUUUGUUAAUCACAAAUAUAAUACGGUAGUAUAAUAAUAUUAGCGAUAACGGUUGAGGGAAAAAAAAAAAAAAUGAAAAAAUUACACUAUAGUUAAUGAUUUCGUUUAAUGAGCAGUACGCGAUUCUCGUCUUACACGCGCGGCGUGGAAAAAACAAAAAAAAUCCAUCGAAUAAAUUUACAGUCGUUGAGUCGUGUGCGUCUCGAUAUCAGCGCUAGUCGCAAAUAGUACGAAACAAUGUUACAGGCGGGCGGAUUGGAAAUGAUUCCGCGGCGGUCGCUUUUUACACGGUGUACGUUCGAAUGUAGUAUAAAUCGUUUUCAAAAGUGAACGGGGAAAAAAGAAACUAUAGGUGUGCUAAUCGGGACGCGAAAAAUUAAAAUUUACAAAAAAAAAAAAAAAUAAAUGAACGACAGCCAUUUCCUUGGUACUUGCACGGGACCGGCGAUGCGACACGUACUGUCGUCCUUUCGGGCGCACGAAUCCAAACUGAAGCGGUUUUUCGAAAUUCGCAUUCAAACGGCAAUAAUUUCCGCGGAAAUAACUGACAUCGGACCUAAAUUGGUCUGAACAUUAACGAUUCGUCGGAGGGGGGCAGGGAACCCGAUCCGCAAUAAUGUACCGCGCCGAUUUCGGUCGAGGAAAAAGGGGAUGAUCGUCGCGAAAACAACACGCCUCAUGGGAAUAACAUCUUUGUAGAGGAUUCGAAAUCAACCGUAUUGAUAAUAAUAAACUAUUAGAAUAUUUCAAAAAAAAAAACACCCGUAAAAAACGAAAAAACGCAUACAGAACGGCGGCUUUGCACGGUGUAUUGUCUGUCGGUAAGUUUUCCGGGAGUCGGACCGCAGUCUCUCCCGGUUAGAAUGAAUCGAUUUGGAACGUGAUUUCGGCUCGGGCGAGCGGUAAUUUUUCAAAAAUCAAUAAAACUACAAUGAUAUAUUACGUAUAUGAACUUUCGGUUAGUUUCGAAAAAACUCAAAGACAUUGCAUUUCCAUUGUAUCAAAUAUUAGUCGAGUUGCUUCACUUCCGAGACUUUAGGGACACGUUUACAAUCGUCAACCGCUAUGUAUUUAUUUUUCGUCGCUAUCAAAUUUUAAUUUCGGAAAAUUCAAUCCCGAUACUGUUUUCGGAAUAUAUCUCGACCGACACCCGUUUUUCGUUUGCAGCCAACAAACACUCGACAACGGGACGGUUUAUCUAUAAAAAAAAAUCUUUAAACUGAAACGUUCGAUUUCCAUUAUAGCACAAUGCGAACAAAAACAGUAAUACAUUGGCCGAGAGUGUCCCGUUAGAAGAAUGUCAUGUCUCACACCCGCGGCAGUGUAUACAUUUUCCGAUGACCGCCUUCGGAAAAAUAUUUCAAUAAUGAAGCACGCCUGUAACAUUAUACUGUACAAAACGACCGGCUAUUGAAUCUCCAACUCGUGUGACAUUUGAACUUUUAAGAUAUUUCAAUCGGUUUUUUUUCUUCUUUGUAAAAAUUAAAUACAAUUUACAAAAACGAUUAUCGUUAAACGCUCUUGGGCAUUGCGGUAUUAUAAUUAAACCACGUGCAGUGUUUUUCUCACCUGUGAGCGCUAAAUUUUAAUAGUUUCCUAGUAAAAAAAAAAAUAAAAAAAAAAACUUUAUCUGCGUGUCUCGAUUAUUAUAUUAUUAAUAUUGACGGUAAAUCACCGUAGCUGCAGCAGACGUUGAAUCGCGGUCGCGAUAACGAAAUAAAAAAAAAAAAAAAAAAAAAAAACACCACGAUGAUAAUAAUACUGUUUAUAAUUAAUAAAUUUUUUUUUUUUUUUUUGAAAUUCGGAACGGACCGAUAUCAAUGUGUACUGUUAAUUGAUAAGGACGAAUAUAUACGUAUAUGUAUAUGUAUAUCGCGUAAACGUCAAAACUAACCAUUGUAAUGUACGGCUGUGAAUGAUAUUUUUGUAACGGAGAUUAUUGUUUGUUGUUUAACUCGGUACUGCCGAUGUGCCGGGACAAUUCGUUAUUUCGCCGAUACCCACUGCCGCGUGAUUACUGUUAAGCGGGGGUAGAGUUCGAAACGAUAAGAAAUAUUACUGUACGUUAUUGCCGUUGUAUGUAUAUAUAUAUUAUGUUGAAUAAAAAGAGAAUAAAAAAAAAAAACAAAAAAAUGUUACCACAAUGUUGUAUGUUUCGUAGUUUUUAAGGCCGCGGUAGACGCACAGAGUAUACGCCAAUCGUUUUGUCCGUGCGGGACAUUAAUUUGCAUUAGCUGUUUGUGUUUAUCGACACGGGCGGACACGUGAUCGCGUCGCACACGACAAUGACAAUUACCAUUUGUACGACGAACUCGGUUCGGCCGUAACGAGCGUUGUAAUACUUUAACCCACGUGUAACACUGUGAUAAUUGUGCUUGUUGGCCGGGGCAGGCACGUACCGCGGAAAACAAAAAAUUCGGGGCGGGGAGUUCGUGAAAAAUCGAUACAACCAAACCGACAUUACCAACGUUAUCAAUAUUUAUAAAAAAAUGAAAUAUUAAAUCUAUAUCAAUAUACGUUUCGCCAAUGGACUUUCCUUAAACCAUUCGUUUUCUGAACGCCGACCCCUCCUCGCCCUGUAUACGUGCCUGGGUCGAGCUAGUCACUGGUCUUGUACGUUUUACGAACUGUGACGAUAUAGCGCUAUACUGCUUUGUAUUGUAUGUGUUUGUUAUUUUUUUUUUUCUCGAUAAAUAAACGUGUUAUUAUCAUUAAAUUUCGAUUUUUAAUAUUCGCGUCGUACACAGUCCGGGUACCCGGCUGCGCGUCAUUAGCACCGUUAAGCGUGUUACGACGUCAUGUCCAAUUGAAAUCCGUAAAACGGACGGUUCGAAAUCCGGAAAUACCCACUAACACCCGGCGGCGUACCGAUAGGACGGCCCGGCGGACAACGAAUAUCCCCCGGGUCUGGGGCUUUACACCGAGCUGGUAGACAGACCGAAGAACACGGGCGAUUACUGUUUUUUUUUGCCUAUCGAGUAGUACGAGGCGCGCGGACACGGUGUACACGGCGAAACGGGCGACGGCCUUUUGUUCUCGCGCCGAUCUGUGUGAAUUGAUUUCCGAACGGGUAUUGUGCGUUCGGCCGUUUUGCCGCGAGCAACAGAAACGCCCGUGCGCACACAGUAGACAGUGCUCGACGAGAACGACGAUAUCCAAAACAGUGCAGUGCACCCCAACAGUAUCGACUUUAAAAUGCUCCGAGAGCGUUUUUCGGUAACCGCGCGGUAACGGAUAGGGUAGAAUCGGACAGGAUCCACCGGAACCGGCAGCGACGACAAGAACAUCGCGUUUGCGCGAUAUUUUUCAUCGGCGUUUUUUUUAAAUUGUCAUUAUUGGUAUAACCAUACACUCGCGCACCGGGCGAAAACCGCAUGUAGAAACGGCUCGGGGACAGUGGACGGACACGCCCAGCCGCAACAACCGACACCCCGCCGUACACACGGUACACGCACGCCUGCCCCCGGACCGGGCGCCGUUUCAAGUGUACGCGCGUCCAGCGUGCGACCGUCCCGCGGCAAGAGCGACCGGGGCGCGGGUCCGCGUUCCGCUGUGACGCGUCGAAAAUCGCGGGUACCGUGAACGUAAAGUAGAAAAAAAAACGACGACGACGACGAUUAUACCGCGGAAGACCGGCGGCGACGGAAAUCGGAUUGCGUGUAAAACGGCGAAGGACACGCGCGCAUCGGUGACGUUUUUCACCGUUCGUCCGGCGGCGGCGUUUUCGCGUCGAAAAAUAAAAAAACCAUGUAAAAACAAACACUUUUGGUCCCGUCGAAAACCUCGACGCGCGCGUUGCAACAACGCGACCUGAACGCAAAAAUAUCGCUACGUUCCGGGCGGCCGUGUCGAAUCUCCCCGCGCGAAAGCACUCGGAACGCUUCGGAAACGCAUUAAUUAUUAAUCAUUAACGCGAACCGUAUAUCAUAUUUUUAUUGUUUUUUUUUUUUUUUUUUUCCCCCGCGAUCGUUAAAAGCACUCCGCGUUUAAUGCGGCGCGUUAAUUAGAGACCGGCGAGGGGCGGGCAACGCGAAUUUUUCGCAUUCGUGUUCGCCUGAAAAAAACGUGCGCCCAGUCGGAUAAAAAAAAAAAAAAAAAAAAAAAAAAACGAAAACCUAAUCGAAACCCGUUUUUUCCAUAAUGCGUUCCGCUUUUGAGUUCGGGUCGGUUCGGGACGGUCGUAGCGGCGCGUUAUUAACGACGCUCCACUAUGCCGUCUCCUCCGGCCCAAACUCAAAAGUGGAAUGUCAGCGGAUCGAGGGAACCGAAAAUUUCAACGCUACAAUUGUAUUUCGACUGAUACUAUUUAUGGAAUUUGUGCAAUGUGCAAGUUGCCAUUCGAAAACCCGAGUAUAAUGGCUCAGCCCCCGGAAACGAGGGUGACGAAAGAAAAAAUAAUACGAAUAUAAAAUUGUAGAGCAGUUUGUUUCCGAAAUGUUCUGGAAAACGAAUUCCGGGAGAGGUCAAUGCCUUCCGCGAUAGCGAGUGUACCCCCCCCCCCCACAUAUCGCUAAUCCACUUGCACGCAAUGGUGUAUUAUUAUUAUUAUUGCGGAUUUUAUUUCGCUCGCUUUAUCGAAAUGUUUUCCACCGUGCUUGAUAACCGCACCUAACCGCACAUAACCGUCAUCGUCUGGGCUCGGGGCUUUACGCUUUUGAAAUCCGCAUAAAAGCGUUUGGAAACGUCGAAAGAACCUCGAAAAAAAAAAAAAAUGUUUAAAAUCAAAAACGACAGGGGGCUCAGAGGGGUUUGAAAUUUCCACCCCCGCCCUGUGACUCUAACCUUUAAAAGAAAUUUUCUAACACUGCAAAAGCGAUCAACGCACAAAAUAUUUGUUUUGCAAUACUUGCAAUUGUUUUAUUUAAAAACUUAAGUGUAUCCAAUCGUUUUCGUAGUAUUCGAAAAUUAUAUUCUAUGGGUCAGAGCCAUCAGAGGGCGGUCUCAAAAAGAAAUAUUAUCAUUUUUUUCAUUUUUUUUUUUUAAAUGCGUUUUCAAUCGCUUGUUUGUGGAUUUUAAGCGCAUACAUUACCGAGACCUGCUGGUCAUCGUCAUAUCGCAGCACCCCAGUAAUCAGUGGAUGCAUUAUAAUACAUUGUUUUUGUACUAUAUCGUGUUUGUCGGACGAGCAGUUAGCCAAAGACUACGGGAUGGACCUACUGUUGAUCGGCCGAAAUCCGGAAAAGCUAAAGGCCGUGACCGAACUUAUAAGUAAGUGGAAACAACAAGCCGAAAUAGAAUGAACGCGCGCGAACCGACUGUAGCCGUAACGUGUCCGGCGCAGUGACGUGCGCCGGGCGGUGGGAGGAGGGGAGGGGGCAGACUGAGGGGCAAUAAAUUCGAGAGCAAUUGACCGUCGGUUGAUGCACAACAAUAAUCCGGUCGAGUCACGAUGAAAACGGUGUCGAUUGUAAACCGGCUUCUCUCGGGGUCCGGCUUUUCGGUACACCAGCACGGGCCGUCGGACGGGCUGCAGUGCGGAUCGUGCAAAAUGCGUCGCCGGCGUUAACACUGAAACGGACUAAUAAAUCACCGGAGCCCCCCGAGCGCAGGCACGCGCGUAAUUCAUAAAGGAAUCCGGUAAUAACGAUAAUAAUAUGUAUACGGAAAAUCGUUAUAUUUUUUUUAUUUUUUUUUACGAAACGAGUCGUUAAAAUCAUUUCGGACUGCGGAAUUCGCUAAGGAUUUGACGAAUUUUAUCGAAACUGAACAAAUUCCAAUACAUUUGUGCGGGUGGGGAGCGGGUACUUUUGGUUCGCGACGGGUAGGCGGUUGAGCGGAAAAUUCGUAUCGGUGAUCUAAGGUGAAAAUACUCGGAGCUCGCCACUGGCUGUACCGCUCUUCGUUACGCGCCAGCAACGUCGACGUUUUAUUUUGUUCAUUGUACUCCGGCAUGCGGGCGGUUUUCGUUAAGAACGCAUUGAUUUUAGAGAAAACGCCGGAAAUUCGAAUUUCGGUAAAAAAAAAAAAAAAAAAAUUAUAAAUAUAUAUACGAGGGCUAAUCAAAAAGUAUCGAGACUGAUAAUAUUACUCGGAAACCGAGCGUUGAAGAGCAAAACGAUUUGUAAACCUAGCUUCUAUGACUUAUACUGAGCACAUCCAUUCGUAUAAAAUCUUUAUAAACUUCUUUUUGAUUUGACGAUAUUUUUCUAAAAUUUGUUUUUCACGCUCGGCGAUUCAGUAAUGAAUCCAAAAGAAGCGGAACUCGCUGCCACUCGAGGGCACAUUUUCAGUUUUUCAAUUGACAUUUAAUGGCAAAAACCAUGAAAUGUUGCAUCCCACUGAAACUGGAAAAAAAUGCAGACAAAUUUUUUUUAAAAUCUCCAAAUCUGUCAAGUUACUCUUCUUCUGGGUUUAUUACGAAAUCGCCAAACUCGAAAAAUAUAUUCUACAAAAAUGUCAGCGAAAUCAAACCGAAGAAUUUUAUAGAGAAGCAAUAAAAACAAAUGUACACAGAAAAAGUCAUAGAAGCAAGUGAUACCAAUCCUACCGCUUUUCGAUGCUCCUUUUCCGAAUGACACUACCAGUCUUGAUACUUUUUGAUUAGCCCUCGUACAUAUAAUACACGCGCGUAAUACUUUUACGCGGAGGGUGGAGGGGCGCGUAAAUACGGUACGACCCGUAGACACUGCGGGCCGUGCAGAGAUUUCCGUUGUUUGCCGACGCAAGAACGGCGCCCGCAAAAGCGUUUUCAAAUAUUUAUCGUUUUUCCGGAUAAGCGCGCCGUUUCCCCGCACGAUAAACCGUUUGACGUUUGCGCUCGCCGUACGAGAGCAAACAGAGUUUGUUUGUUCGCCACGAAGUUCGGGACGUUUCGGCUGUUUCGUAAUAUCCCGAGGACCGAGUCACGUAAUAGAUAUUUCGUUACUCGGGUUGAUAAUAAAUUACGCGUAAACACUAUGAUCUAUUAUGUUCGGCUCUAUCGGUUUAACCGAGACGCCGGCCACUGUUCAUUUAUGUUGUUCGCCCAUUACGGAAAACGCAUUUUCGUCUAGCGAAAGGGGCGACCGUUUCCCGCCCGGUAUCCGGCGCGCGCGGUCCGCGAAAAACGUCUCGGCUCCCGGCCGGUUUUCGCUGGAAGACGUAAAACGCCGCAAUAACACGGGUGUCCGAUACGUUGUCGCAGGUUUUUGUUUUCCGGCGAUUCCCCAGUCGGUCGGUGGAAAAAAACGACCAAUCGUAUUGUGUACACUGUACACCAUAAUCAUUUAACGGUACCACCGAGCUCCUUCCAGAAUAGUUUUUCGAUUGCGAGCGGUCGCAGUUACCCGUGCGAAACUGUCCCCGUCCGCACACCCAAUGGGCCGGCGUGACCCACGGCGCGAAACGUGGCCGGCGGUUUUUUUCCAUUCCGAGUGAAGCGAACAAUUUAUCGGUUUUUCAAGUACGUCUGUUGUUUUAAUUUUUUUUUCAUACUGUGUACGAACAAUCUUGCUCCUCCGAAGUAUCAAGCGUAGCGCCUUUUCUGAAUGGGAUUUUUCCUGGGGGCGGUACUUUAGGACGGUCAUUUUUUUUAUUGAAAUUGUCCGAAAUGCGAGUAUUAGUGAAAAAAAAAAAAAUAAUAAAAAUAUUACGGCCUUUUUUCCCCGUGAACAACUUCUCAACCGGCAAUCCCGCUCCGAUUUACCGUGAUAGCGCUUUUUCUGAAACGGCGCCUUACGGAGGUCUCGUUUUUCCACCCACAACAGUAGCGUACCCGGUGCGUACGGUGUGAAAUAUGGCCGGCUGGUUUUACUCUCGCGUUCACCGCAAAAACUUUUACACUAUAUAUCGGUAUUAUACUUAUAAUACGACAUUCGGAAUAAUCUCUGUACGGCGCAUUUGAAUAGUUUGUACUUUUUUUCCGUUUUAAAAGAAAAUGUCAAUGUUCUCGUCCCUUUUUAAACCCCUCGGGUGACGUCUGGCCCCGGUGCCGUGACCCAGGCGUUUGGCGGCGACACGGACGACCGUCAAGAAAUUAGACGCUACGCUUGUAAUUUAUUUAUAAAACAAUUGUUUUUUUUUUUUUUUUUUUGAGAACAUAUUUAAUUCGGUAUUUACAAGAUUCAGAAAAAUGAUUUGUCAAACUCGCGUGCGUUUCGUUUGUUUUACCGAUAUAGCGAAAUAACGUAACGCGGUUAUAACAAAAACGAUAAUUCGAUUAUUGUUGAAUGUUGAUGAGCGUGUUUACCGAUCGUUCGACAGUACACUGCCGGUCGACCUCAGAAAACCUACGAAAAAUACGCGAGUAAAGUGGAGGGGAACCGCUUCUUCUGUUGCCGCACAGGUAGCCGAAAUCCAAUCGGAUUUCGCGCAGCUGAAACGUCGUCCGCUUCCGCGGUAACGGUUUUUUUCCAUACAGAUCGACGAAUGUUUGCUCAUUUUUUUUUUUUUUUUUUCCGAGCCCGCAACAAGAUGAAAUAAAUCAACGACUGUUCUUAAUCGCCUUAAAAGCGCGUUGCGAAACGAGACGGUAAUCGGAGAAAAGUGCUCACCACUGCUCGCACGCGUAUUAAAAAUAUACGUAUUUGAUUACACUACAAGACAUUUCAAUUGAUUCUUCUAUUAAUACGGAAACAUUUAAAAAUUUAAAUUUUUAACGUCUUUGUUUACUAUACACGUUUGAUUAAGAGCAUUUUUCGUUACAAUCAAAAAAAUAUAUCAAAUGACUGUGCAAACGUCACGCCAAGAGGAUUACUGACAACAGCAUAGAAAUGUCACAAAAUAGAACGGAUUAAUAGUGAAAUUACUAGCUUUGCUCGAUUCUGAGGUGAAAUCACUUAUCGUAGAGCAAGGAAACUUAUCAAUAUCUUAUAUAAUUAUAAAAAAACAACAACAACAAAAAUUAAAUUAAAUUCACUAGGGAAUAUGAUAACAAAAACUAAAAAAAAAAAAAAAAACUGUUAUAUGAUUUUAGAUUCUAGGUGCCGACUAAUUAUUUAGGACCGCCCAAAGUAUCGGGUCCCUUUUGUGUAAAAUAUAAUAGUUUUUUUAGAAAUCGCUUGAAAAAAAAAAAAAGUAAUAAUCAAAUAUUCGUUAGCGGAUGAAAACGUUGGAAAAACAGUAUAGUUAACGGACAAUAAUUUAUUGAACUUAGCGUUUAGUGCGUGCGCCGUAAAAACAAAACCGAUACUGUACGGAACCCAUCGGACGGUUUAGCUUAACAAGUUGCCUAUCGAUAAAUGCUGAAGGGGCGCGCAACGCUGUGUCGCCAAAAGCGGGUGGAAAAAAAAUGAUAUCUGCGGCACUGCGUCUAACUCGUUUCGAACAUUCGGAACAAGUCAUACGAAUAUAACGACAUUGAAUUCGAAACUCUGUUCGGAAACUUUGGUUUUUCAAAAAAAAAAAACAUUUUACAGAACGCAUACGGUUCGUGCGGUGUCAAUUAUUUUAUCGCGUAUUCGGAAAGACGUCUUAGUGUACGCGGGGUUUUUUUUUUCAUAACGAGAUGCUACUUAAAGUUUUUUUUUUUUUUUAUUCACACAAACGAUGCAUUAUUACAGUUUUCACGUGUUCGAACGCGAAACGCCUACACUCGCUAACGAGCGAACACGUAUUGUUCGUGCGAAAACCGUUUUAACGAAAUAAUUGGUGUUCCGACGCGCGUUAGAAAUCGCACGCCAAUUAAACGGAUCAUUUCGGUUUUAAGGGCGGCGCCCUAUACCGCGGUUGCGUCCCCGCCCAAGUUUUUUUUGAUUUUCCCGUAACCGGGACCGGGAUGAAAACGCGAUUUUCGUUCGUCCGCGACAAUACGGGUCUACACUUGCGUGACCAUAAAAUAAACAAUUCGGACGUGGUGCAAGCACAGUGUAUAAUAAGCGCACCCGACUGUAAUUAUUAAUAGUUUACAAAAUCAAAAUCCAAUGGUCAGCUGUGUAUAGGUUUUCGAAUACCCGCACAUUAAAUACCGCAUAGACAAAGACGAUUUUGUUUUCUUGAUAGCGGCUGAUCAAUUUCUCCUACCGUUUUUUUUUUUUUUUUUUUUUGUUUUUUUUGUUUUUCUGUACUUCAGCGCCGAACCGAUUGCGUCCAGCGAGUAUAAUUAAUGAAUUGUCUUUCGACAGAACAUUGUAACGCUUAUUUGUCAUUACCAGAGAAAAACGGGACAAAAUGCGUGCCGUAUAACCUUUUGGCGCGUAUCUACUGCCCGGCCCGUACAUUAUCGUCGUAUUAAUAACCGGCGGUCCAACGGCAAACGCAUAAUAUUCCGACUAGAAUGUACGCGAGAUUCGCUCGGAAAAAACAACACCGUUGUCUAUUUCGCGACAACCGCGGAACGUGUUCAAUCUCCGAAAAUCGCUCCGUAGGGCGCUUAAUUAUUUUUAUUUUGGUGUUUUGCACGGACACGUUUUCCGUACGAAAUUCACGGCAACGCAAACAUCAUACACGGUGCGAUGUUACUGAAUUAUUGUAGCGUCGCGCAAUUAGGAACAAUAUACGGGGUUGCGUGUAGGCAAUUUAACGAGCGCCAACGUCUACCGCGAUAACGGCGAUCGCGAUAAUAAACAUUACGUACGGUACGCAAAUUUGCGUCUAAACGAAAAUAACAGUAUAUCUUUUGAUUUAAACGCGGUACUUUGUUGUACGUUUUUUUUUCCAAAGUCGAAUUACAAUAGCGAUUAAUUAUAAACAGCAUAACUAAUCAUAACUGUUUCAGAACGAAAAAAAUAAAAUGUCAUCCAAAAGUUACAUGGACUGUUAAUUUUCAUUUUCACACGUCUAGAACCAUUGGGAGCUGUGUAUUACAAAUAUCUCCGCUGUUCAGUACACAUUAGUCGUUCUGUGUUGAUUUAAUAAUAAUAAUAAUUUUCAAAUCGGAUUCGUAAAAAUGUUGUUCGUCGUAAACAAACCGUACACAACCAUUGUGGUAACCAGUGGACUCUUCGGUCGCCGCAUACCGUGUAAAGUUGGUACAACAGAGAUGUUCCGUCCGCGUAAAUGUUGUUAUCAGCGCGGGAAAUAGCGACUAUUCGGUCCGGCGGCGUAUUCACCGCGGCGGGAGGGUAGGGGGUAUUAGGAAAAUAUUAUACCUCCUAUCUGGACCUCUUUAAAUUUCAACAUCCAUUACUCUCGUAUUCGCGAAUUUCAAAUCUCUUUGCUCUUCAAUCGGAAAAAUUCGACAGAUCAAUUGAUCAACUUAACUAUGAAAAGUAAAUAGUUUUCAAUAAUAAUUAUUUGUACGCAUAGCUGUUCGAUUACGGUUCGUAUUUCAGCCCACGGUUCGAAUUACAAACCGUACCUAUACAAACGUAAUCAAUAUAAAUUGCAUAUUUAUUUUACUUUUCUUCCGGAAUAUCCAAUAACUCUCUCUAUCCCUCGCUCUCUCGCUCUCUCUCUCUCUCUCUCUCUCUCUCGUUGGUAAAAUCCUAAUUAUUGCGCCCGCCGAUCGAGUGUCUACCCGCUACAUAACGCCGUUAUUAUAAUGUUGCGCUUUUGCGUACGUGUACGUCCCGGGCACGUACGCCGCGACGGAUGUUAUUGCCACUGUUUCCUUUGAAGCCGUUAGCGGGAAUUGUGCAUUUCAAACACACUCCGGUCGCCGCGGAAAAUCCGAAAUAUCGCCUCGGAAUACUCGCCGGGAACGCGGUACACAAAGGUCGUACAGCACGAGUACGACGCAGACGCAUUUUCAUUUCCGACCGCCGUACAUCACACGAUAAUAGCCGUGCGUAUGUUAUCCGCGCGGAACAAACGGAUUCGUUUCCUCCGGUCGUUUGUGUUCGCGUCGGCGUUUCGAUUCCGCGUAAACGUUCGAUUAUAUACGAUUCGGCCCGGAGGCGGGGGCGUACAACGGUAAAACGCGUCUCCCGCGCGGUUUUAACGGUCGAUUAAUUGCCUUGAGGACCGAACAAACAGUCCUCCGGCUGCGGGAUCAAUAUUGUUUCUGGACGCUAUUAUUAUUCGGUCGGUUUUUCGGUUACGGUACGUGGAACAAUAAUAACGUCGUACAAACACGACGGACGUCGUUGCAAUCGUCCUGCGGGCCGGACGUUAAGGAAACGCACGUCAAUAUAAUCCCGGCCGUCGUCGUCGUCACCGCGCGACCGCCCGCAGCCGUGUACGUUUUUCCUGUUUGAACGAUCAAUUGACAUAAUUCUCCGCGGUCCGAAAUAAAUGAAAUACAAAUACCUAUACAAUAGACGGCGGUCGGAAAGUUCGUUUUGAAAAAAAAAAAACAAAACGAAUGCGUUCGCCGUUUGUCUCGUUAAAAACGAAUUAGGAAAAGAGAUUUAUAAUUCCGUAGCUAGUUCUUCGAGUAAUAAUAAUAAUAAUAAAAAAAACCCUCGACGAUUUCUAUUGCGUUUAAAUUAAAUUAAAUUUUUAUUUUUCAGUUUCCGAGCCGUGCGAGGAAUGUACCGGUUUUAUAAUGAUGUUUGUUUUUUUUUUUUUUUUCUGUAGACAACUUUUCUACUAGCUAUCUUGCUCCGAUUUUCAACGAUAACGAUUUUUCUAAAAGAAAACUGGACUGUAGAGGCACUUACAAAUGAUAAAACAGAUUUAAUAUGAAACAAAUAUUAUUAAAGAAAAUGUUAAAUGCAUAUGUAUUAUUAUUUUACCGCAGUAUGACAAAUACAUAGUUGACGAAGCAAUACUAUCAACCGAACUCCGCUCAGAAUCGUUUGUCCGUCGGCAAUGGUUAAUCGUUGCUUGCAGUGAUACACUAAAUUUCUCAUAACGGUGGCUGCGUCCGUCCCCAUUAUCCUAGGACAGCUUUUUAAUAAUAUUUUAAGCGUCGACCUGCAGUGACGUAAAACGGUCACAAUUUCUGGCGAUGCGAUGGAAACGCACUGUUUAAUAUUUCAACCCACCGAUACAAAGUGGUGUUGCGAAAAGACAAGUGUGCUAUACAUCGCCCCGUACGUUUGUACGGGCCAAACGGAUUUAUCGAUUCACCAAUUCGCGCCACUGGAAUCGACUACGCGCGGUUAUUAGCCGGCGGACGAAUGCAUUUGUGACGUUAUUACGUUAAUUAUUUGUGUUUGCUGUUAAAACGAUUGGGGAGGGGGGGGGAAAGAAUACGAAACAACAAAAACUAAAUACAUCCGUACACGAGGUUUGCUGACCGAAUCGAUUCGAGUUGCAGAGUUUAUCCCCGCCGAUGGAAUCGUUUAUUGUUCCGGACGUUUCUGGAGCGGUUGCGCGAGCGUUUCGUGUGGCGUUUCUGGAAGUUUCGGUUUCGCUCGAGGUGAACGCGUUUGACCGGAUUGCAUGAGGAUUGGCAUGAGGUACGCGGGGUCUUCCUUGCCCGCCAGGUGACCGUGGGCCGUGCGAGUGUGGCCGGACGGCUCGAAAUAACCUCGUCGCCAUUCCGGUCGUCACGUGAGAUUCGCGCCGCGAUUAAUAAUACGUUGAACGCUCGAUCUCUCCGUGUUUGUUAUUUUUUUCUUUUUCCUCGGACCGAUAUCGACUCCGUAAACGGCUCUUUCACGGGGGACGUCGGGACGCCCGGGGUUCUAUUAUUGUUAUUUUCCACCGUCGGAAAUUAAAAUAUAAUUUUUUUAAUACAAGUGGAAAAAACAAUAAUAAUAGUUUAACGGAAAAUGUUUAAUUUCCGGAUUGGCACGGCCGUAACAAAUAAACAGAUCCAAUACACGAAAACGUCAAAAACAAAAAACAAGUAACAGUUAUUUUACGAUAUCUUAUAUUGAAUAUUUAAUAACUGCUGUUGUUCGCGCGGCUGUCAAAGGCCUGCAGCGCGACUCUUGCAGCAAUCUUUCAACUGUAUUCGACGGCUUGCGUCUCUAUAUUGUCGAGACUUGCCAUUCGUUUUUUUUUUUUUCGGUUCUUUACAACGUACUGUACAGCGGCUACCGGACGUUUGAUAUUUUCAUAAGCCAUAGACGCGCGAACUUGUAAACGGAUUUCGAAUUGAAAUGUACAAUUCGCCGCCCGGAGUACACGGAACGGACGGAUUAUAUUAUAUUUAAAUUGUACACGAUAAAUAUAUUAUAUACUAGAAAAUAAAAAAAGCGCGCAAAGGAUUUUGUAUUGUGCGCGUUUACGUAUUUCGUUUCGUUUAUUCCUGACGUUUAACCGCCAACGGUUUCGCCGAAAAGCGAACGGAAUCGACGGGACCGAUAGUUUUUUUUUUUGCUCCGAAUCCCAUUUCUUCCCACGAAUACGCGUAGUACACAAUAAUACAGGGUAAUCACGCCCACGUCGACGUCGUCGCUCGCGUGGGUUGACAGUUUUUCCGAGCGGAUUUCUAAACGUACAUUUCUUUAAAUCGAAAUGUACGCGCAAACGACGAACGGUAAUUUAGUGCGUAACGCGACAACGUAUAGAAACGUAAAAUAACAAAAGGCUUUCGUUUCGCCCCCUCCCCCUCCUCACCUCCCUCCGGCGGCUGCGGCGCCCGAUAAAAGAAAGCGGAAAAAGAAAAAAAAAGGAAAAAAGAACCGUACCGAACGAACGGACGGGGGAUAAAGAAAAAAAAAAAAAUAAAAAAAAAUACGAGUUUCGUAAAUCGACAACGCUGCAUAAUUCAGUAGGUGUUAACCGCCACCAUACGCGUUUCCUCUGAUUAAAUAUUGACGCGCACGGUUCGAAUGGGCGACAGUAAUAAUGGAAUGUAUCGAACGCCAUUCCGUACGCGUAUAUUAAAUCAAAGAUUUCCCCGCACGAUUCGACGACUCCGGCGCCGCAACGCCACGGAAACGUUAUCGUGCGCGAAAAAUCUUUUCGAACAAGUAAUCGCGAAAUAAAAUAACAGCAUAUCGACGGUGUUUUGUUAAAAGGGCGUCGUACCUGUACACGCUUAAAAAUCGAAAAAUACGUUUUCGGUGUCCGAAAACUCUCGGAAAAACUCAGUGGCGUACGCCCUGGUAAAAGCGCGCGUUUGAAUACAGACGAUUAAGUAAUAGCGUUCGAAUAAACUACAAACGCGCGGACGCCACUAGAGGAGUGCUAAGGGGUCUUUAGCGCAACACCCUCCCCCCCCCCCGAACUCGGAAACGUUUCGUUCGGAUGUCGGUCGCGAUACGUCAAAAUGCCAUUAAUUUGCGUAUAAUUCGCAUCGAAACACGUGUGUAGGUUCUCUUUCGGAACACCAACGUCAAUAUCACCGCGAGAUGUUAUUACUAUUAGGUACCACCAUUAGGUAAAAAAGCGUUUACGCCGACCGCCGUUACAACGGAACGUCUGGCGGGGCGACGAGCGGAUUGUCCCCUGUGCCCCCCCCUCCCGAAACGCCCCCAAACGCCGUCCCGUUCGUCGGAGAAUCUGGGUGUUUUUUUUUUUUCGUCGACAACGCGGGAGGUUAUCGCCACGCCGCACCGAAAAUGUUUUUCAACAGAUGUUUUCGAUCGUUUACGGCUUUACGCAGACCGAGUAAAACCGUUUUUUUUUUUAUUAAUUUUUUUUUUUUCCCCCCCGCAGGCUCAGAGACGAAGAAGAAGACGAGGAUUAUAUCGAUGACCAUCGCGCUUACCACUACGUGUGGCGCGCAAACGGAGAAUUCCAUCUCGUCCGGCGCACCGACAGAGCCGACAAACACUGGCCCUAUUAGACUUGAAUACCCGUGGUAUUCACGGCUCCGUGCCUUGAUCGAAGGCACGUUGCAGCCGGACGGGGGUAUCGGAGUCCUCGUCAACUGCGCCGGCGUAACCUAUCCGCACCCGGAAUAUUUUGCUUCUAUGAUGUCCGACGGGGUCAGCGACGUGAUGGACGACGACGACGGCGGCGGCGACGACGACGACGACGACGUGCCGUUCACCGCGGACUUUUGCGACAACGCCGACGCCGCGAUCAAGUGCAACGUCGCCGCGCCCGUCCAAAUGUGCCGCCUGGUGUUGCCGGGCAUGCUGGCCCGCGGCCGCGGCCUGAUCAUCAACGUGGGCAGCGCGUCCGCGUCCAUACCGCCGGCCGCGCCGCUGAUGGCCCUGUACGCCGCGACAAAGGUCGGUACACAUCACGCCCGGCCGUUUAUAACGCGCCAUGACCGCUGUUGUUGUUAAUAUUUAGGAACGUGUUGCGUUUAAAAGCCACAAAAAAAAGCGGUUAAAAACGUCGAAAAAAAAUCGCUUGAAAAAUGUCGGCAAAAAAAAAAAAAAUAAUAAUCAAAAACGGUAGAAGCGUUUAAAACGUAACAUCAACUUUAACGGUCCCGACUUAUUGUAUACCAUUCGCUAACGCUACACGAAUAAUUCGAACCCGGUCAUUUUUAUUUUAUUUUUUUUUUUCCAAUUAACAAAAUAAUCUUUUUGUUAAUCAAUCGUGUCGUGUCGGCAAAUCGUAUUUGAUAAUUUAGAGCCGCUAGACUGCAGCGGACCUUUAAUUCCAUCUACCGUCCCCAUAUUUUGUUUAUAUAAUAUUUUUUCGGAGUGCUUCGUUUCAGGACUGACGUUUAUAAGCGGUUUUUUUGUGUAUUUUUUUUUAAACGCAACAAGUCCCGAGCCUUGGUUAUUUUACUUGCGUACAGGUAUUCAUAUGGACCAUAUGGUGAAUAUUUAUUAAAAUUUAUUAUUAUUUUAUAUUAUAUACAAUAAAAUAUAGGUAUUACAAUCAAUAUCCAAGAUUUUUCUCAUGAAAUGUGAAAAACCGAAAAAAAAAAACGGGAAAAUCUAAGAAAUGUAGGCAUUAAUUUAAAUAUAUUACGAUUUUUUUUUUUUAUAGUCUGAGCACAACUUUUUCACUAGCAAUUUCGCUCCAAUUUAUUAUGAGAGUAUUAUUUCUAAAAGGAAAUCCGACUAGGGAGACGCUUCAGGGUGAUAAUUUUUUAAUUUUCUCAGGAGUUUUCCCAGCAAAUGUGAAAAACCGGGAACAUCGAUACAAAAUUAAACAAAUAUUUUAAAAGAAAAUAUAUAAAACCUAUUUAAUUGUUUUACUAUAAUAUGACAUAGAUAUUGUUGACGAAGCAUCGCUUUAUUAACUGAACUCCGCUCAGAAUCGUCUUUUCGUUGGCAAUGGUUUAACGUUUCUUACAGGUAUACACUAAUGAUUAUCAAUAACAGUGGCUGCACACGUCCCCAUUAUCCUAUUUGUUUUUGGCUACACGAUUAUUAUUUCUUAAAAAAUUCUACCGGACCCGAUGUUAGUUUGUACAUUUUCAAAGUAAUUUAUAAUUCGGUUGGCGUUCAGUUUUGAUAAAUUGUUUGGAAUAUUUACAUGAUUUUCGUUAGCAAAUCCAAUAUGAUGUAACCGCAAAGACCAACGGGGUAUUAUUAGGUUAUUGUUGGAAAUCGAAAUUUUAAUAAUAUAAUAAUCAAAUACAAACUAACCUAUUGAAAACACCGAUAAUAAUACUGAUUCAUAUGAGUGUUAUAAGAAUUAAUAUAAGAAAUUUUAAUUUAUUUUCCCUACACGUUUUGUUGCGAAUGUAUCAAUGUUGUUUCGUCAGAGCUCAAUGAAUCGGCAAAAUUAUGGUCAAUACUGAUAAAAGCUAAAACCUUGUGCUGGGAUAAAGUGCUUCUUGAAUAAUGUUUUAUUCAUUUUAAUUUCGAAAACGAACGCUCUGCACUAUUGUUGAUGCCGUCGGCGUCUCUCUGAUAACUAUCGAUAGCUAUAGCUGCGUGUACAACAUCAUUUUUUUUUUCUAUUCUCUGUAGUCUUACGGAAUUUGUGUUCACCUUCGAAAAGUUGGCGCCCCGGGCAGAUGCCCCUUCUCCCAAUAACUCGGUAAUGGGGUUACGGAGGUCCCAUUAUCCCUACGAGAGCACGGGGCCCAGUGCUCGCGUUACUUUAAGGCCGGUACUGGAUAGCCGAUCGCAUUUAGUCUAUUCCCCCGGUAAAUUGAAAACUAUUCGAACAAUAUUUCCGUGAAAAAAGCGAUUCGCGUAUCUUGGGAUUUCGUCCGUUCGAUUGCGAAAAUAACUAUUCGAAUAUGUCUGUUUUUCAUUUGUACGCCGUAGGAGAAAACCGUUCCGAUCGUUUUUCAAAAUAUUCGACAGUUUCGUCCGGACCGUUCGAAACAGCGCAUCGAUGUGGUAGGUCUUCUUGGCAGGGGAGGCGACAAUUUUCGAAAUCGAACCUCGCGUGAAAACCGUACGCACAAAACAGUCCACAUAUUUUCUGAGGGGGACUUGAGCCACUCUUUAUAUUUACCGCGGCUCGGUCGAGAUUUCUGGGGUUGGGGAGGGAUGAUUAAAAUCCUCCGAAGACCGCUCUCCUGUUUUGAGCCGACGCACAAAAUUAAUAUUACUAUACGUUACAGGGUUUAAUGUUUUGAAAAAAAAAAAAAAAACGUAUAUGUAAUAUGUUUUUUUUUUAAAAAAUUAUUUCGGCUGAAAUACUCGCAGGGGAAGCGGCCGCCUCUCCCGACUCCGCGUAAACAAUACGAUAAACAAUUAUUGCGUCGCCGGUACUGACGAUUUUCCGAUCGGCAGUAUUUUGUUUAUUAUUAUGCGUUACGCGUGGCAUAUUUUAAUUCAAUAAAACCGUCGCAAUGUUAUUAUUAUUAGCCGGAUAUUUUAAGGGGGUUUGAGGGGUAAAGCCAGCCGCGGAUUUGUGCGGAAUCGGGGUAAUUUCCGUACGCUCGCGAGUUAUUAUUAUUAUUGAACCCCGCACCCGAGAAAAUCGGAUUACGGUGGGAUUGUGAUUAGAUAAAAUAAAUGAAACUGGGUGGAACCGCGGAUACCGUCACGUUGUUUUAGGCCGGCGAUUAUAACGCCGUCGGCCGGCGGACCGAAACACAAAAUAAUACCGACCCGGCAGUUCGCACGUUUUAUUUGCCCCUGUGCAUCAGGACAACACCGUGUGUAGAGGUGGCCAAUUGUAAUUUUUAGAUUCUUAGUGUAGCGAAGAACGUAUUGGUUUUAUAAAGAUGUUUAUUUAUUAUUUUUUAUGUGAACACAUUCUACCACCAACCUUACUCCGAUGUAUACGACGACGUAGACCCUUUUCUGAAAUUUUCUUGUGGUGGUACUUGGGAUGGUACCUCUACAUCCCACCUUCCCAACUUCUCACCAACAUCAAUGGCUGCAUCCGUACCUAUUAUCCUAGGAGAGUUUUUUUUUUUUUUUAAUUUUCAGUAGCAGUAACAGUUGCUGCUGCUACUAAAGAAGAAGCGGUGAAAAUAACAGUGACUACUUCUUGUUCAUUAUUAACAUUAUUUCUCAUAUCUGAUAAGCGAUAACUGAUAACUGAUAAGUAGCCAUUAUUGCUAACCAAUAAAUAUCUAUAAAUCCAGGUAUCCAGUAAUCACUGACCUAUUAUACUGUUACCAUUGAACAACAUGCUAAUAUUAUCUCGUUCAGCCCUGCAGUAAUCAAUAUCCUCAUUGUAGUUUUUAUACAUGAUAAUUGAACAAAACUGAAAAAAAAAUAUCUAAAAAUAACAGGACCAUUUACGAAAAUAACGCUUUUAUUAUUUUGGAUUUUGUUUUUUUUUUUUUUUUUUUUUUUUUUGUUACAAGUCAGUUAAACAUAAUCGCAGGUCUCAACAUUUGGGCAAAAAACUCAUAUUUGCCUUUUCUAGACGCGGUGAAAUCUUUUUAAGCCACUUUCGAGCUAUUUGUAGAUAUUUCAAUUAAUUUCAGUUCAAACAGAAAUGCUUGAAAAUUUAAAAGGACGUUCGUUAUACUUCGUUAUAGUCGUACUUGGCGGCAAACGAGAAAAAAGUCGAGUUUAAUGUAGUUUUAGAUUCCGAGUGGAGUGAAAAAUGUAUUCGAUUGGACAAUGAUGUUUUGUGAUUUGAUUUCCCCGGGAGUUUUCCCGAUAAAUGGGAAAAAUCGAGGAAAACGUGUUAAAAAAGGUAGGAAAAAUGGGAAAAUAGAUACACCAUCAGAUAACAUUAAACAGAUAACAUUAAAGAAAAUACGUAUAAUUAAUAUGCCCACGAUUUGUAAUUGUUUCGCCGUGAUAUGACGUGUGUAUUGCGGACAAAGCAAUAGCGCUGUCGACCUAUAUUCCGUUCAGCAAUAGCAGCGGCCGCGCCAUCGGUCCCCGUUAUCGUAGGAUAGUGUUUUUGUUUUUUUUUUUGUCUAACGUCAAAUUCCGAUGGAAAUCGUAAAUAUUACGGGGCCUAUUCAACAAUAUGAUUACGAUACGCGCGCACGACCGGACUCCCCGCUCGGAAUCGUUUUUCGUUAACGACGAUCGACCGUCGCGCGCGCACACGCCGUGGACAUGCCCGCGAUAUCCCGUACCUAUACCCGCGGUGCGCAUCGCGCCCGUCCUUUUUUUUUCUAUUAUUAUUAUUGUUAUUGUUAUUAUUGUUAAUCCGUCACGUCCCUCUCGCGUCGUAAGCGCCCGGACCUCGAAUCGCGGGCGCCCUACUCCCUUACCGCGCGGGGCGUGACGCGUUUUUCUCCCCUCCGUCCGGGUUCUCCUCGCGUCCGUUAACGCGGCGGCGGCGGCAGCGACGGCGGCAGCGGACAUGUCGAACCCUCGGACCGAGAUUUUUUUUGUUUGUUUUUGUUUUUUUCCCUCCCGAGUGAUAUACGACACCGCGUUGCGUUUUGUUAUAUUGACAAACGUAUAGCUACGAUUUUGACGACGGAAAAAAAAUUAAAAAAAUCGCCGACGAAAACUGCAACCUUUAACGGCGUAAAAACGACGUGAACAAAUUGUCAAAAAAAAAAAAAAAAAAAAAAAACAAUAAACCGACCGAUCCCGAGUUUGUCCCGUCGACCGCCUUCCGUCCGACUCGCAUAGCUCGAAAUCUAAAAACAAAUAGUCAGAUAACAAAACAUUAUUAUGUGCAAAUUUUAAUUUUGGAAACUUCCUCAUUUCCCGUUUUCGUGCUACAGAAACGGCUUGAUGACAAUAAUAGUGGAUAAUCAUUUUUUUAGUACACUACACAUAGUAUAUCUGAGGACUAUUCACUUCUAUCAUCAUAUAGUGUCAUUUAAAAAUUAAAAUUGUAUUUUUAUUAAACGUAAUUCGUUGUAUUUAAAGUAAACUUUCUCCCCAAUUUAAAUAACCGAAUUUGAUUUUAAGUACUGUAGAUUUAUUAUAAAUGUACGUAACUCACGGGGGGGGGGCCAAACGAGAUGUCCAAGGCGCGGGGCUGUGUGUGCAACUCGUCCGGGCGUCCCGGAGCAUUUCCGACCGUUUUCCAACGUCCUAUCCUCUAAUCGCAUCUAUGAACGUACUCUUUCCUCCCGCAGCAUUCAAAGUUCCUCUCCGUUUGUGGGCUUUUUUCGGGUGUCCACUCGAUAUUGAAAUGUAAUAUUUUCGAAAUGAACGGUUUACGCUUUUUACUAAUCGGGCAAUUUAUAUGUUGACGCUGUUCCGGCUCUCGGACGUUCGUGCCGUCGGAUGUGUGAUGGGUAUCGUGUCCUACGUUUGUAUUGAUUUGAAAUUGUUCUGUUGGCGCAGAAAUUUCUGGAAAAGCUGUCGGCCGACCUGGACGACGAGUGCGUGUAUUUGUGCCGCGACAAGAACCCGUACGGCGUUCGCGUGCAGUGCGUGCGCCCCGCGUACGUGGCCACGGCCAUGCUGCGGUCCGCCAACCCGGAUAUCCGCGCGACGGACGACGAGUGCGAGGACGGCGAAGCGGACGACGCGGACGAUUACGGCGACAGGAACUGGUGGACGGCCCGCAAACGAAAUCUGUUGGACCGCGCCGAGCGCUGGCUAGUGCCGUCGGCCGACAAGUGGGUGCGAUCCGCGUUGCUUCAAGGCGGCCGUCUGUACGCGGCCGGUUCGGCGUCCGCCGGGCCCGCCAAUUUCACCGGGUACUGGCCGCACACGCUCAUGGUUCGUAUACUUGUAAAAUCGUUUCGCCAGCGGUUUACCGACGGCCAACCGUCGAAUCACCACGGUUUUUCCGAAGUUUACACGAAUCGUUAAUUAUUUCGUUGUCAUCGAUAUUAACUACUGUUCACCUGUAGUUAUUAUUAUUUUUUUUUUUUUUUCAAUUUCAACUCCUCCAUAACCAAUAUUUACAAUUAAAAUGUAACGUUUAACAGUUGAUGCAUACUCCCUAUAAGCAAUAGCUCGUGGUGAGAGUGGAGAGUCUAAUACAAUUAUGAAUUAAAUCCGAUAAUAAAGACGGGCGUUAGGCAAUAUUUCGAAAGGAUUGCGUAACAUAUCAUUUUUUAUCGUUGUUUUAAAUUUGAUAUCGUUAUCAAUUAAUCGGACAUUCACGGGCAAAAAUUACCCUAUCCCUCUAUUUAUAUAAUAAUUACCCAUAACAUAUGCAUUGGGUUUGAUUGAUCUUAAAUUUCCAUUAUACGUCCCUCUUGUAUUAUAUUGUAAUAUAUUUAAUUUUCGGAAUAAAGCAUCGAUAUUAUUUUUGGAAUUAUAAACAUUUUUUCGUUACUACUCCGAUGAGGAUUCUAUGAGUUAUAUCGAGUGGUUCCAAUUCAUUUGUAUAGAUAGAGCCCCAUACUAAUAUGCUGUACAUUAAUAUAGACUGAAAUAAUCCAAAAUAGACCGUUUUUACGUUCGGAAUGUCUAAGAUAUUUCGUAGCUCUUUAAAUACAUAAAAACAUUGUUCUAAACGUGUUAUUAGCAUGUUGAUAUGAGAUUUCCAUUUUAAUUGUUUGAAAUCGAUCGCACCUGAUAGUUUGAUUGAACAUACUCUAGUUACAUAAAAAACCAUUUGUAUUACAUUCGUUAAUUAUAACUGUAUUCUCGUAUUUAUUGCUAUUUAAUUUAAUUAUGAUUUGAUCUAGUGAGUAUUGACUAGACAACGCAAAUGGAAUAUUAUUUAUGAGGAAAUUAUCGGAGAGUCGGUUUACUGUAGUGGCAGAUGAAAACAAUCGAGACUAUCGUAAACUUCGAAAAAUCAUAGGAAAUAUGAAUAUCGAAGAACUCCGCGGUCAAUAAAUUCAUAAAAAAAAAAAAAAAAAACAUAUACAUAUAAUAAUAGUAUAACUACGAAAAUAAAUACGAAAUCGGGCUUCGAAAUAUUGAACAAAACGAAAGUACACAGCGAGAAUGCGUGCGAUUACGAUUUAAAAAUAAAAUACCGAACGAAAAUAUUAUUCACCCGACAAAACAUCAAACAACGAUAUUUUUUUACGUCAUAUAACAAUAUUUAUUUAUAAUAAAAAAAAACCAAGUACCCACAUUGAAGUGUAGUUCAGUGUAAAAAUCCCGUUUUGACUGUACGAAAGGUAGGGCAAAUACGGUAACGAUGACAUAGUAUAAUAUGCGGUAGAUUGGCGAAGGGAUUUCGGGCGUCACGAUUGGCGAACUGGCGAACAUGAAUGUAAGUUUGUAAGAAAAACCGCGUUAAAUCAGGGGCAUCGAUUUUUAAACGCCUGCUCUUUAGAGUUCUUACCCGGGAAUGAUUUAGGGAGAUUAAUACCCUCUAAAAAUGUCAAUAUUUUAUCGGUAUUAUUAGUUUUCAGUAUUUUUGGUACCCCCGUAGGAAAAUCAAUUUUUUUUUUUUUUUGUUGAUUUAUGGGUUAUUUUGACGACUCGGACGAAAAAAAAAACCACUAUCGUUAAUAAAUUCGGUUGUCACGGGCAAAACCGUUGAAACGAAAAAAAAAUCAAUCACCGGGCGACAACGGUUAACAGUGAUAAACUCCGAUAUAGGGUUAGAGUGUGGAAGCGAAUGAGUCGAGAGGGAAUACUUUUUAAUAUUUUUUAAACGUUUUUUCGUUCAACACUGCGCACACGGACAACGCUCGUUUAGACGGCUAGUAGGUAAGAAUAAUAUAUACGAAUAAUAUACGAAUAGUGUGCCGUAUAACCCCGAAGACUUGCGAGAAACAGUUUUUUUUUUUUUUUGUGUUGCUCAAAACAUUUUUUGAACAAUAAAAACAUAUAUAAAAUAACACACACAAUAAUUAUAACCAAACGCGUAAUGUUUUAUACGUGUUUUUCUCUUCAGAACAUAUUAUAGUAAUUUUAAUUGAAUUUUCGAACGUUUAAAACAUUUCGCGACCCUGCCUAUACUUACAGUUAUUUUUCCUCAUAGGACUUUUCUGUUACAUCCUGUUGAGCCAAUUUCGCAAUAUUGCGACUGUAAAGCAUUUACAGCGAUUAUUUAAAGAGUUAAAGAUGUCAUCCGGUGUACUAAUAUUUGUUUGGUAGAUACAAUAUUGUGUUUAAAUGCACGACGAACAGUGCGUCAGAAGCGGCCAUAAUAUUUAACAAUAACAUAAUCGUUUGUGAUUGGACGAGACGCACAGCUGCAUAAAUAUGACGAUGUAGUUUAGAAUUUUUAUUGUGGAAUAAUAAUGUUCGUUUAAUCCGUUAAAUAGAAACUUUUUUUUUUUUUUUUUUUAAUGGAAACUCUUUGGUUAGAUUAAAAUUUGUUAACGUAAAGAGUUUCGUUGAAUAAACAUCAAACUGUAUAAUAGUAUAGUAUGUGUAGAAAUUUAAAAUUACCGCAUUUUAUUUUUAGUGAACACUGAAUUUUUGUAAUAUAGUACCUAUAUUAAUAUGCUCUAUCAGAAUUUUCGAUCCGAGUCAAUUAAAAUGAUGAUUUUUUUUUUUUUUUUCAUUCGUCCAACUGCACUAUACCUACGUUAUUGAUAUUCACGUAUUAUAUUUUUGAUGUUUACGUCAUUUUUUUUUUUUUUUUUUUUUGCUAUAUAUACACAUGUUUUUACAUUACUUUUAUCUAAUUACAAUAUUAAUUCUCAAUUGAAAUAGGUAACAAUAUAGUAAAACUCAAAGUGCCUAUGAUAUUAAAUAUUUAUCAGAACAUUUUGAAAAGCGUAAACAGACUGAUCGCUUUUCAAAAUAAUUAUAACCUAGAUUGACAUUUAUAAAUUAUUAUUAUCUUACUAUCAAUUAUUUAUGCAUUUAUUUAUUCGUUUAUUUUUUUUUACACAAGACGUAUACAAUACACUUGUACAAUACGGGGUAAUAAAAUUUACUUCUCUAACAACGUGCAGAUAACAUUGUGUUUUACUUGGCACGUGUUGUAUUAUAUAUAUAUAUAUAUAUAUAUAUAUAUGAUAUUCAUACCUUAAUUUUGAUCCAAUUAUAACUGAUGAUUUUCGAAAUUCUAAAAGCGACAUUACUAUAAAAGUAUAAUAUUACUAUAAAAAAGGGGUUUUUUUUUUUUUUUAUAUAUAAUACGUUUUGAUGUUAUUUAUCGUAUAAUUCUACUUCUUACAACAACAAAAAAAAAUAAUAAUAAUAAUAAAACUGACAUUUUCAGAAGAACGCGGCGAACCUUAACGUUUAUUACGAAAGUUUUAAAACAUAGAAACGAAAAAUGUAUUUUUUUGUUACUAUACGACACGGUUUAUAUUUUAUUAUUGUACUGAAAACUUUUUAUUCCGUCGUUUUUAUUCUGAUCGUGACAAUCGGAUUGUUUUUUUUCUUCAAAAUUCGUGUACUCGACCAAAAACAAAUUACUAAACCGUAUUGUUUUAUGACUACGCAAUACAUUUUUAUAGUCGACCGGCGUACAAAAUAUAAUCUUUUAAAAGCAGGGGCGGACAGACUUGAGUGGCGAUCGCCGACCGGGCCCUUCUAUAUCGAUAAAUCCCUUAUACACGAUUUCAAGGUAUAAAAUGACUAAAUAAACGCUCGUAGUUGCUGUACUUUCAAACGAAAUGGAGGGGAUGGGAUAUAACACCUAAAUUUCCUUCUGCGUACGCCACCGACCUGAAUACAAUAACAUCAGUGACAUUGUGUUUUUAACCCGUAUUUUCGCUAUUGUUUCUGUGAACGGUAAUAUAUUUGUUUUGAAUUCGACCAAAUCAAUUAUGUCGAGUAUCUUCGUAGAAGAAUUGUGCCUGAAUACCGGAACACGGUCGAUUUUAUAAUCACGAACGAAAUCAUACGAUUUCGGAAACAUCGAUUAACUGAAUCGGGGCCGCUUAAAGUCCCUGAAUUCGUAUAAUAAUAUAGAUAAUAGCUAAUGAAUACGAAUGUCUUCCAUUGAUAAACUAUAUAAUUGAAAAAUAAUUUAUGUAUAGAAAAAAAAAAAAAACCCGUCUAAAUACAUUUAAAAAAAAAAUAUUUAAACAUACGUCAUUUACUCCGUACGCGGUGUCAGUAUGAUAAUAAUAAUAUUAACGGCGGACGGGGUUGAUUUUCUAUUUUUAUUUCCAGGUAUGGUUCGCUCGAUUGGCCAGCGCCGUGCUUCCGCGCGGUUGGUACGUCGAGAAGGUCCUCAUACCGGGCAUGUUAAAGUACCGGGCUAAGGGGCGGUCGGCUAUCAAGGCCGCGAAAAACAUCAAACGCGGAACCGGACAGUGAAGAUCAGGAAAUGGGUCGGGUCGUUAUCAUCGUAGCGGCGGAUAUUUCGGCGACGGCGUGCUACGUUGCAUUAUUCAACAUUAUAUUAUUAUUGCACUAUUAUAUUAUUCGCACUAUCGUAGAUAGAUUAAAUCACUUCGCACGUAAUAUUGCAUACAUUUAUAUACAAGAAAAUAGGUUUAAUUCUCUUAUCGCACUUUUUAUUAUAUACAUUUUAUUAGAAAUGUUUAAGAAUAGAAAAAACAAAAAAAAAUACUAUUAUUGUUCGAUAUAUAAAUUAUUGUAGAUUUAUAAUAUUCGCGUUAUACUAAAAUUAUAUUAUAUUAUUUUAUAGAUGUUCUAGUAUAGUUAUAAGAUAUAUAUAUAAGACGUUAUAAACGAUAUUGAUUUGUUAGAGAUACAUAUAUAUAUUAGUCAUUAAAUACGCGGCGCGUGAAAACCCGCGCGCGACGUUUUCCAUCUCCGGGUUGAAGAAUAGCCGUUGUAGUCGAUUUCAAAAACAUCGCGAUAAAAAAAAAAACGCCUCCCCGUACGCAGUUUAACGGCAUUCGUCGUUUAAACUUGCUGGCAACACCUUUACCCGAUGGAUUCGAUCUUGCAGGGAGGGAGGGAAAAAAUAAAGGUUAAGUUAUAGACAGCGGACCGGCGUAAUAUUUGAAUUCUUCAACUUUGGACGACUGUAUAAACGUACGCGCGGGUUAAUGGACGUUUCGGACGUCCAAUGAGAAUGGACGACGUGAGAUUGUUUUCGAUAAAUUUGAUAGUUUAAUUUUGGUUCGAAGUUUCAGAUUAAUUUUUUUCCUUAGAGUAUACCGGCCGAUUCUUUUAUCGUUACCCAUGAUUCGAAUUUCAUCAAUAUAUAUCCCAGUAUUGCGUUCCUUUACGCGUACCCAUGAAUAAUACACGACGAACUGUGUAUUGUAGGAGGGCGGAGAUUGCCGUUACUAUUAUUUUAACGCUAAACCCUCGGGAAAAGGUAUCUGUGAUUCGUUGAAAUGUGUACGUUGAUUUGUAUUAGAUAAUAUAUACACAGGGUGAUCUAUUCAAUACUCGUACGACCAUCCUACACUCGAUAUUUCGGAGAGUGUUAACUUUUUUCGGAAUCUAUUUGUUUGUUGAAAAUUUAAGAAACAAGCAGUUCUACAACUUAACAUCUAAAUAAUUUUUUGUCAUCUUAAUUUUUGGUGGUGAAACGCCUACUUACUUUUGAUUUUUGAACAUCAUAUUAUACUAAAAAUACCUUAAAAAGAUGGAGUAUUAGUUUUUAUAAAUGUUGGUGUUGAAAUUUUUGAUUUCCAUCAAUCCGUUAACUUGAUACUUCACUUUGAAGUAUGGGUCGGGGGUGAGUAGAACUAAUUGUUUUUCAAGUUCUCGAAAAAAAAUUUUUUCAAAAAUAGUCGGUACUUUUCAAAAUAACGAGUGUUUUAACGAUAAAAGAAUCACUAGGGAAAUUAAAACGGGAAAAAAACCUAAUCUGAACUUAAAUGUCACCAUUUCGGAUAGCAUGGUCGUGUUAUAUGAUGCUCUGCCACAUUAUAAUUAUGUUAUUCAUACUCUAUAAAUGUUAAAAAUAUAUAUUAUUAUAUCGCAAUACAUAAAACUGUAGAUGGAUAAAAACCACGAAACUAUUAUAAUUAUAUUAUAUAGAUUUUUAUUUAUUCGCGUUUUAUUUAGUUGUAAGGAUAAAAAUAUUUACGGUAUGUUAAUAUUUACGCGCGAGGACGAACACACCUUACGCGUAAAAAGUCGGACUUCACACGAAUGGUAAAAACGGCGAUUGUUUUCAAAUAAAUUAUAAUAAUACGUUAGGUUUUAUUUAGACUCGUUAUUAAAAUAAUAUGAAUAUUAUUUAUUAUAGUUAAUCGUUUGCAUUGAAUAUGUUUAAAAAAACGUUAUUAUUAAAGAUAUAUUAUAAUCUAUAUUAUUAUAUAGUCUAUGUGUGUUAAGAAAAAAAAAAAAAAUUUUUAAUUCUAUUAUUAAGUACAUCACGUACAUACAUUUUACUUCAAAACUAUUUAAAAAUAAAAUCUAAUAUUAUUAAUAUUAUAUAAUCCUCGAGCACCUUUUAAAAUUGUAUGUUUAAGUAUACGCACAGCUUUAAACGAAUAUUAAUUAAUCGCAUAAUAUUAUAUAAUAUACACUAUCAAUAAGUUAUACAAGUUAAGAAAAUCAUUCGUAUUAUACUCUAUAAAUGUUAAGAAAAAAAAAAAUUUCACUUUUACAAUAAUAUUCUCGCACAAAUAUUAUGCUUCGAAAUUAUCAAACAUAUAUAAUAUAUGUAUCCGGAUGAUUCUUUAAUCGUUUAAACAUUCAUUAAAAAAAUUUAAGAAACAAAUAGCUCUUAAAUUUUACAUUCACGAUAUUUUUUAUUUUUUAUUUCCAAAAAUUUUAACACCGAUAUUUAUUUCAACUAAUACUCCAUCAUUAUAUUGACCACGCAUUUUCAGUACAGUUUUGAAAAUCAAAAGUAAGUGGACGUUUCACCUUUAAAAAUAAGGGUUACAAAAAGUAAUGUGAAUGUAACAUUUUAGAACUAUUUGUUCCUUAAGUUUUCAAAAAAAAAAAAAAAAAAAAUAUAUAAAUAAUAUCAAAAACAGUCGAUACUUUUCGAAAUAAUGAACGUUUAACGAUAAAAAAAAAAAUCAUCCGGCACACGCUUAUGUACCGUAGUCGGCCGAAAGUUCUCACAGAUUGGAAGUACUGCAGUUCACCAGUACAAUAUUAAUUCGCAUAUCCGCAUUACACCUUGCGGAUAAAACAAAAAAAAAAAAAAACAAUUUUGAUUUUCCAUCGCUGUAUUCAAUAUUGUAAAAAAAACAACAUCGUACUUAUUAUACGUUUGAACAGAAUUUCCAUCUGUGGGCGACUCGUUCGGCGUUACUCUAAACUUACUCAUAUACUUACGCACAAUAAUAUAUGUGUUAUACAUUAUGUCGUUUGGUUAGCAAACUAUGACAUGUUGUUGAGAACUAGUGUUUCCAAUAUUAUUAUAUAUUGUAGUAGUACUACUAUGUGUAGUUGCACUCGUGUGCAUUAUAAAACUCUAUGUUAUAUAAUGUCAUACUUUAUCUCUACAUACUAUUAUAAUAAUAAUAUUAUAUACUUACAUACUUAUGCACUUAGUGCUUUAGGUUUGGCUAUAAGUCACUUUAUAAUAUAUUUAGCAAUACCGUAUGCGGUAUCUAUAUUUGUCUUUUCAUUAACUAUUAUGCAUUC